AUGAACCAGAACGUCUCCGUGCGGGACGGUGAUAUCUCAAGUUUGGGCUAUUUGGGAGAGGAGGAGGAAGAUUCCCUUUUCCCAAGAAAUGGCAGGGAAGGCUCUCUCGUUCCUUAUGCCAACGCGACUGUAAUAUCCCAGCUGCUGAAUCAGGCCUUAGGGAGCCACGUGAUGGAUCCCCACCUCUUUCGACCUCCCCCGAACCGUCCGCCCCGACUCCGCACCGUAGAUUCCGUGGAGGACGUCGGAAGCGGCGGGUCUCCGGGGGAAAACGGAUCCGGAUCACCGCCUCCCCGGAGCCCAGCUCCCGGCUCUCGCUUGGGAGACUCCGACUGGUUCUCCGACGGGCCCGUUCGAGCGAAGCGGGCUAGGGUGGAAACCACCGUACGAGGCGUGGGCUUCCCCCCCAGCCCCCGGCCGGAGGGCUCCCCGGGGGUCCGAGGCGGACCAUCCCUCCUCCGACCGGAGAAAGCCGGAGAGAACGAGAGAAAACGGAAGGAGCCUCGGCAGCGGAAUCGCGACGGGACCCAGUGGGCGGGAGACGGACGGGACGUUAACGGGGAGGAAAGCCACCGGUUGAAGGAACGGCUUCGGGUUUUGGAGGAGCAGCUGAAGCAGCUCCAAGAGAGAUUCUUCCCGGUCCCAAGCCCGCAAGCUACUCAAGAGGCCCGGGAUCCCGCGAAGGCGAGACACGGAAACCAUCAACCGCGCAGCGUGAGGGUGCCAGGCGGUGACCGGAGCCCCAACCUCCCCUGGAGGUGCCCUUUGGAAGAGGAAAAGCCCCAAGCCUCAGAAGAGGAAGGCGACUUUAGGUCUCCCCGGUUUCUGCCUUCUGAAGGGAGGGGCUUCUCGGAGACGCUCAAGGAAGAACUGGCCGGGGUCGUGUCCCGGGCCGUGGACUCGGUGCUCGAAAGGUUUUCCAGGUGGCCAGGCCGCUUCCCUCGCGAGCCCGAGCAGGGAAGCAGGAGUCCGUCUUGGGCUGCCGCGGGGCGCUGCGGGUGCCACCCUCAACCAGCCGACCAGAGCGGGAAGCGGGUCCCAACGGGGGCCGCGUCACUGGGGCCGCACCAGCCCGCCGGCGGCCUCGGGCCCCCGCUCGGCGUUGGGCUCGGCGUCCCCGGACCCCGCCAGGACCGUCCCUUGGCGAGGACGUCCCCCAGGCCGGGGGACCACGUGUUCUGCCAGCCGCUAGGGUCCGGCCAAAGCGGCCGCCGGGGCCUCGGCCCUCCCCGGAUCUCUUCCUCGCCCGCCGGAUCGUCGCCAGGGUCUCCGGACCGGCCUUGGGGAGCCGGUCCGCUGCCCUUGUCGGCCGGGGGCCGACGUCAGUACCCGGCGCCCUUUGCCCCGACUCAGAUGGGGCGUCCGCCUCGUCUUCCCCCAGUGAAGGUGGAGUUCGGGGUCGCCGAUCCAACACCUUCCCCUUCAGUCCACGAAGGGCUAACCCCCGGCCACCUGAAGAAAGCCAAGUUGAUGUUUUUCUUUACUCGCUACCCCAGCUCCAACAUCCUGAAAACCUAUUUCCCUGACGUCCAGUUCAACCGCUGCAUCACCUCGCAGCUCAUCAAGUGGUUCAGUAACUUUCGAGAGUUUUACUACAUCCAGAUGGAAAAAUUUGCCCGACAAGCCAUCUCGGAAGGAGUGACAAACGCCGAGAAACUGAUUGUUCCCCGGGACUCGGAGAUUUUCCGUUCCCUGAACACUCACUACAACAAGGGGAAUGACUUUGAGGUCCCCGACCGAUUUUUAGAAAUCGCCAGUUUGACGCUGCAGGAAUUCUUCGAGGCGGUCACAGCGGGGAGAGAUUCGGACCCCUCCUGGAAGAAACCCAUUUAUAAAGUCAUUUCCAAACUGGACGGUGACAUUCCAGAGAUACUGUCUUCUCCCAGCUUUUUAGCUCUGAAUUCAAAAGAAUUUUCAAUUCUCUACUCCGUUAGUGUGGCCACCCGAAAGGACAUGUUACGAAAUGUAUUGAAAGAGAGUUGA
Messenger RNA from Ornithorhynchus anatinus (platypus), 1983 nucleotides. RefSeq names its product prospero homeobox 2 (gene PROX2). The record is from RefSeq and is a predicted model, not a curated record. NCBI's taxonomy places the organism in Eukaryota, Metazoa, Chordata, Mammalia, Monotremata, Ornithorhynchidae. Gene Ontology annotation, molecular function: DNA-binding transcription factor activity, RNA polymerase II-specific; RNA polymerase II cis-regulatory region sequence-specific DNA binding. The coding region runs from base 1 to 1983 and encodes 660 amino acids. Gene Ontology annotation, cellular component: nucleus. The transcript has 6 exons. Gene Ontology annotation, biological process: regulation of transcription by RNA polymerase II.